AAAAUAAUAUAAUUAACUCAAUUAAAUUUUUUUUUACGGAAAGAUAUAUGCACAUGUUUAUUCAUAUCUCCAGACUGGUUAAGAUUGAUGCCUCUUAUCGAGUGGUCACUGUAGCGCAUCACUGACCAAGUGUAUCCACAUUACGCUUACUCUAGUGUAAAUAACGUUUCUGCAGACCCAGUUUCCCGACUUAGUGGGGUACCCGAAGAACAAAAAGGUAAAAUAUCUCUUCUGCGCCUCGCGUCACAUCGGUGCAGUCUCCAGACGAAUACGAGUAGAACGCGUUGGUUUGUGCGAAUCGGAUCGGGAAAAAAUCGAGAAAACUUUCUUGGCAUCUUCUCAGUACCUGUUUAUCGGUGUUCAUUUAAUCAAGUGUGUAAGAAUUACGCAAGACGUUAAUGUGUGAUUUUACAAUUUAUGAUGUUUUACGGUAAAAUAGUAAUAGUUCGGCAUAAAUGUAUGACACUUGUGAAAGUUAGGUGAAUGUGGAUCUGUAGCGUCUCAGCUGUGUAAAUUUGUUCUAAAAUCGAGGACAUGAUCGGAGCAAAGUUAGUUGUUUGUAGCUUUGUUAUUAUUUGCCUGAUAUCUUCGAAAUUGUUGAUUCGAGCCGAAGAGAAGGUGAAUAACAAUACUCAAGUAGGGCUUAACAAGACCCGAGUCUUAAAUAUUUUUCCGGGAGUCUGGUUUUCCGUGACGGACAACAAAGUCGUUGUUCACAUGACAAUUUGCGAUCUAAUAAAGAAAGAGACGGAAGUUGAGGGUCGCAAGCAAGGCGAAGAGAAAAAGAAUCCUUUGAAGAACAUCGGAUUCAUGAUGAUGAUGACGCCGUUCGUCAUGCAGAUACUGUCUCUGCCAGGCGCCAUAGCGACUAUUAAAAUGUCACUUCUGAGGAGCAUCAUGGUGGCGCAGUUAGCAAUAGCGAUAAUGAUCUACAACUUGAUUAAAAGUACAAGCAACCAAGAAGUAGUCGUGGUUCAUCAACCGCAACAUCACGCACAUUAUUAUCACAAGGACAAUUAUUAUUAUCCCGAGGACGAGGAACACGAGUGGUUUGGUAGAUAAAAACUGACAAGUGACAAUAGUAUUUUCUCGCAAUUAUUGAGACUGACCUCUUUACGAGAGUUCGAGUAUCCAAAGCAACACCUUCAACUGCACGAAGGACAUCUGUGAUAGACAAAGAUCGUCGACGCAGAAUUAUAUUUAUAAAUUUAUAUUUUCACGAAUUAUUAAAAUAU
Molecule: messenger RNA, 1235 nt
Organism: Pseudomyrmex gracilis
Lineage: Eukaryota; Metazoa; Arthropoda; Insecta; Hymenoptera; Formicidae
Exons: 4
Coding region: 535-1062 (175 amino acids)
Source: RefSeq, a predicted model, not a curated record